UCUCUGUGAUGUGUUGCAACAGCCACACGAACGGUGGACUUCUCUGCACCUUACGGCGCUGCUAUAACAGCUGCGUCUCAUCAGCAACGCUUGAAACGCUUCAAAACUGGAACUAAAACCCUUUCUGACGUAGGAAUUUAUUUUGGAUUACUAUGAGUUGGAAUUGUUACGGCACUUAAGUUACAGUACUGAAGCAAUUCCAGGAAAAACACUUUGUCCCAUGGUGUGUUUGGCUCGAGGCCAAUAUGAAGAGUUUUGUAAGCUUGAAAGUUGGUAGAAUUGCCUCAAUGGCACCUCACCUGUUGAACAUUUUUAGCCUCGACUUUGCCCUCCAAGGUUAAAAGUCAACCUUGGAACCAAGGAGUACAGACCCCCCUAUAUCAUCCACCCCUGCCCAUUGCCCCAUCCCCUCUUAUAUGGUCUUCUUUAAUGGGAAUAAAAUCCUGAAUCCAUCGAUCCAUCCUUGGAACUGAACAAUGAUCAACACUUGUCAGAACCACAGCCUAUUGCUUUCUGUUUGCUUCAUCAUCACCCACAGUAUCCUCCAUAAAAAAGGGAUCAGUUGUUGAUGCUGUGGCCAGCAUAUAUCAUAUUGAUCAUAAAUUUCUCCACGUACACUGUGGGAUAUACAUGGGAUAUACUGCUCUUUGAACUGAAGAAAAUUCGACUAUAUCGUUGUCUUGCGGAUCACAGCCGACUCCCUCCCCGCCUUCCCUCUCACGUUCCUCAGUUUUUAAAAUGGAUGCCUUCUACUACUGGCUGCAGGUGCACCUGUUUUUCAGUAUCCUGCUGGGCCUUUGCUUUAGCCUGGAGUUCUCAGGGGCUCCGGGACAGUGGGCACGGUUUCGGCGCUGGGACGCCAGCACCAGGAGUGACCUCAGCUUUCAGGUGAAGACGCAAGCGUCCAGCGCCCUGCUGCUCUACCUGGAUGACGGGGGCUACUGCGACUUCCUGCUCCUGGCGGUGUCUGACGGCAAGCUGCAGCUGCGUUUCAGCGUGGACUGCGCCGAAACCACCGUGGUCUCCGACCGGAGGGUCAACGACAGCAACUGGCACUUUGUCACCAUCAGCAGGUCCAACCUCAGGACGGCCCUCCGGCUGGACAGCGAGGUGAAGUCUGACGAGGUGCAGCCCAUGAGGCAGCAUAUGAAGGUAGUCAGCGACCUCUUCCUGGGGGGUAUCCCGCAGGACAUCCGCGGGACUGCGCUGACGCUGCCCAUGGUGAAGGACCAGCCGCUCUUCCGGGGGGUGAUCACGGACCUCAAAUACGGCAAGGGUGAGCCCCGGCUGCUCGGCAGCCAGAAGGUGCGCCUGGACAUGGAGGGUCUUUGCGCUGAGAACCCCUGUGAGAACGGGGGGAUUUGCUCAGUGGCGGAAGGGGAGUACCUGUGCGACUGCUCUAAAACUGGAUACAUUGGCCGCUUCUGCAAUGAAGAAGUCAACAGCGUUCCAGGUUUCUCACAUAUGAUGGCCGAGCAAGAGGGGAGAAAAAGAGUGAGAGAGGAGAACGUGGCCACCUUCCGAGGCUCGGAGUACUUCUGCUACGACCUGUCCCAGAACCCCAUCCAGAGCAGCAGCGACGAGAUCACGCUCUCCUUCAAGACCUGGCAGCGCAACGGGCUCAUCCUCCACACGGGCAAGUCGGCCGACUACGUCAACCUGGCCCUGAAGGACGGGGCUGUGUCGCUCGUCAUCAACCUGGGCUCGGGGGCCUUCGAGGCCAUUGUGGAGCCCGUCAACGGCAAGUUCAACGACAACGCCUGGCACGACGUCAAGGUCACGAGAAACCUCAGACAGCAAUCAGGCAUUGGACACGCUAUGGUAAACAAACUACAUUGUAUGGUGACGAUAUCGGUAGACGGCAUUUUAACCACGACGGGCUACACCCAGGAGGACUACACCAUGCUGGGCUCAGACGACUUUUUCUACGUGGGAGGAAGUCCGAGCACGGCGGACUUACCUGGCUCUCCUGUCAGCAAUAACUUCAUGGGCUGUCUGAAAGAGGUGGUGUACAAGAACAAUGACAUCAGGCUGGAGCUUUCCCGGCUGGCUCGGAUCGUGGACCCCAAGAUGAAGAUCCAGGGCGACGUGGUGUUCAAGUGCGAGAACGUGGCCACCCUGGACCCCAUUUCCUUUGAGACGCCAGAGGCCUACAUCAGCCUGCCCAAGUGGAACACAAAACGCAUGGGCUCCAUCUCCUUCGACUUCCGCACCUCAGAGCCCAAUGGCCUAAUACUUUUCACCCACGGUAAGCCCCAGGAAGCCAAAGGCCUACGCAGCCAGAGGAACACCAAGGUGGACUUCUUCGCCGUGGAGCUCCUGGACGGCAGCCUCUACCUUCUGCUGGACAUGGGCUCAGGCACCAUCAAGGUGAAGGCCACGCUGACCAAGGUGAACGACGGGGCCUGGUACCACGUGGACGUCCAGAGGGAUGGGAGAUCAGGCACCAUUUCGGUGAACAGUCGGCGCACCCCAUUCACAGCCAGCGGAGAGAGCGAAAUCCUGGAUCUGGAGGGGGACAUGUACCUAGGGGGUCUCCCAGAGAACCGGGCGGGGCUGGUCCUGCCCACCGAGCUGUGGACGGCCGUGCUCAACUACGGCUACGUGGGAUGCGUCCGGGACCUGUUUAUCGACGGGCGCAGCAAGGACAUCCGGCAGAUCGCAGAGUCGCAGAACGGAGCUGGCAUCAAGCCCUCCUGCAACAAGGUGGGCGGGAAGCAGUGCGAGAGCUACCCCUGUAAAAACAAGGGCGCCUGCAAGGAGGGCUGGAACCGCUUCGUCUGCGACUGCACGGGGACCGGCUUCUGGUCCAGGACGUGUGAGAGAGAGGCCUCCGUCCUGAGCUACGAUGGGAGCAUGUACAUGAAGGUGGUGAUGCCCGCGGUGAUACACACGGAGGCGGAGGACGUUUCGCUCCGGUUUAUGUCCCAGCGGGCAUACGGUCUCCUCAUGGCCGCCACGUCCCGCGAGUCUGCCGACACGCUGCGUCUGGAGCUGGACGCCGGGCGCGUUAAACUCACCAUCAACCUGGACUGUGUCAGGAUAAACUGUAACUCCAGCAAAGGACCAGAGACUCUUUACGCUGGCAGCAAACUCAACGAUAACGAGUGGCACGCUGUCCGAGUGGUGCGACGUGGUAAAAAUUACAAGCUCACGGUUGACGAUGAUGUGGCUGAAGGUCAGAUGAUGGGCGACCACACCCGCCUGGAGUUCCACAACGUGGAGACGGGCAUCAUGACAGAGCGACGCUACGCGGCACAUGUGCCCUCCAGCUUCAUCGGCCACCUCCAGGGCCUCCGCUUCAACGGCCUGCUCUACAUCGACUUGUGCAAGAACGGCGACAUCGACUACUGCGAGCUCAACGCCCGCUUCGGCAUGCGCUCCAUCAUCGCCGACCCCGUCACCUUCCGCACCAGAGGCAGCUACCUCAGCCUGGCCACUCUGCAGGCCUACGCCUCCAUGCACCUCUUCUUCCAGUUCAAGACCACCUCGCCCGACGGAUUCAUCUUCUACAACAGCGGCGACGGCAGUGACUUCAUUGCCGUAGAGCUGGUCAAAGGCUACAUCCACUAUGUGUUCGACCUGGGCAACGGCCCCAGCCUGCUGAAGGGGAACAGCGACCGCGCUCUCAACGACAACCAGUGGCAUAAUGUGGUCAUCACCAGAGACAACGGCAACACGCACACGCUGAAGGUGGAUGCCAAGUCCGUCAGCCAGGUGGUCAACGGGGCCAAAAACCUGGACCUGAAAGGUGAGCUCUACGUAGCUGGGCUGGGUCCAGGCAUGUACGGCACCCUUCCCAAGCUGGUGGUGUCCAGGGAUGGUUUCCAAGGCUGCCUGGCUUCCGUGGACCUCAAUGGUCGGCUGCCGGACCUGGUCAACGACGCCAUUUUCCGGAGCAGCCAGAUCGAGCGUGGCUGUGAAGGCCCCAGCACUACCUGCCAGGAGGACUCGUGUGCCAACAUGGGGGUCUGCAUCCAGCAGUGGGAGAACUUCACCUGCGACUGCUCCAUGACGUCCUACGUGGGAACGCAGUGCAACGACCCGGGGACAACGUUCAUCUUCGGCAAAGGAGGAGGUCUCAUCACUUACAUCUGGCCCAACAAUGAGAGGCCCAGCACUCGAACGGACCGCCUGGCCGUGGGCUUCAGUUCCACCAUCAAGGACGGCAUCCUGGUCAGGAUCGACAGCGCCCCGGGUUUGGGAGAUUACAUCAUGCUCCACAUCGAAGAAGGCAAGGUUGCCGUCACCUUUAAUAUCGGCACAGUGGAUAUCAGUGUCCGUGAAACCUCUACCCCUGUGAACGACGGGAAGUACCACGUGGUGCGCUUCACCAGGAACGGGGGUAACGCCACGCUGCAGGUGGACAACUGGCCAAUCAAUGAGCACUUCCCCACAGGCAGCAGUGACAUUGAGCGCUAUCAAAUGGCUAAUAAGAAAAUCCCAUUCAAAUAUACCCGACCGGUAGAAGAAUGGCUACAAGAGAAAGGCCGGCAGCUAACCAUCUUCAACACCCAGGCCACCAUAUCGAUAGGCGGGAAUGACCGCAAGAGACCUUAUCAGGGCCAGCUGUCGGGCCUGUACUAUAAUGGCCUGAAGGUUCUCAAGAUGGCCGCCGAGGGAAAUCCCAACGUGCGUAUCAACGGCAGUGUGCGGCUGGUGGGGGACGUGCCCUCCCUCCCCGGCGUGACCACCACCACCUCCGUCCCGCCUGAGAUGUCCACCACCUUCAUCGAGACUACCACCACUCUAUCCACCACCACCACUCGCAGGCAGCGCUCCCCGCCCACCAUUCAGACAACAGACGACAUCGUCUCAUCGGCGGAAUGUUCCAGCGAUGAUGAGGACCUCGAAGAGUGUGAUUCAGGACACGCAGGAGGUGAACUAGUCAUCCCCGUACUUGUGGAAGACCCUGUAGAUACACCCCCCAUAGCCACCCGUGUCCCCUCCAUCCCUCUCCCCCCUACCCUCCGUCCCCUCCUCACCGUUAUCGACACCACCAAAGAGCCCUUGCUCCUGGCCACCGCCGCAGGGUUUCCAUGCUUGUCGGACCAAGGCAGCGAUGCUUGCGAUGACGGUGACGAUGAUAUUGGUGGUGAUGAUAAUGGUGAUGUUGAUGAUGGUGAUGAUGAUGAUGGCUUGGUGAUAUCUGGGUUUGGCUCUGGGGAAGCGUUCGACUCCAGCCUGCCCCCCACAGACGACGAAGAUUUUUACACCACCUUCUCCCUGGUAACAGAUAAGACCUUGUCCACAUCGGCAUUCGAAGGAGGCUACAAAGCGCAAGCGCCCAAGUGGGAGGCCAAGGACUUUAGGCCAAACAAAGGCUCCGUCACUCCUCCUCCCCAGGAGCCGAGGGGCUCCACCUCCUCAUCCUCCGCCCGCAAUGCUCCUCCCAAACUUCCUGCCGGGAAAAUGAAUAAUCGCGAGCCCAAACCCCAGCCGGACGUGGUGCUGCUCCCUCUACCCACCUCAUUCGAGACGGACAACACCAAGCCCAGGGGCACGGUGAUAACCUCGCCCAUGUUUCGCAACAACGUGCCCACGGCGAACCCCACUGAGUCGGGUGUCCGCCGAGUCCCGGGGGUCUCGGAGGUGGUCCGCGAAUCCAGCAGCACCACCGGGAUGGUGGUGGGGAUAGUUUCGGCAGCCGCACUCUGCAUCCUGAUCCUCCUGUACGCCAUGUACAAGUACAGGAACAGGGAUGAGGGCUCGUACCAGGUGGACGAGACCCGGAACUACAUUAGCAACUCAGCCCAGACCAACGGAGUCGUGGUGAAGGACAAGCCGCAGUGCGCCAAGGGCAGCGGCAAAAGACCGAAAGACAAGGACAAGGAAUAUUACGUGUAGAAAAAAUAAAUUAUGUGCGUGACAUGUAAAAAAAAAAAAUUAAUACACAAAAAAUAUUUAAGAUAAAAACCGAACUAUGCUAUGGAAAUGAUUACACAAUGGGAGCUGUGGUCCGAAGGAGAUAAUCAACCCAAAAAACUUUUUGGAGUGAAUGAUGAAAUGUACUGUAUUAUAAAGCACACUUACUAUUGUAAGCUUAUAGACAGUGAAGGCUGGCAGUGGUGACCUUUACUCCUCUGUCUGGGUGGGAUGUAGAAAAUGAUAUGGCUAAGUUGUUACCCUGGGUGACUGAGAGCCGCACAGUCCUUGGCGUGAGUCUUCGUUUGUUGUAACCCCUGUAAAAGAAACGAUUUGGCCAUAAUUUCAAGCAUGUGUGUGACACGUAUGUGAUGAGUAGUGUUGGCAUCUUUCCAAGAGUUGGUUGAAAAAAAAUGGAUCAUUGUUGCUUUAACAAGUUACUUUUUGCCAUAAGACAAAUUUGCAAUGUUUCCACAUUAUGAUGUGUGAUGUAUGUAAAAAAAAAUUGAAAGAAAUGUCCAGCUGUAUAAGUUGCAGUAAAGAGCGAUUACAUGGUGGAGAUGGAUCUACAGUGACCUUCAGCAGGUCUUUGUCUGCCCCCAUGCACUCGCUCAAGCAGAGAGAAAUCAAGGUUCUUUUUCUCUCUCCCAUCUGGGUUAAGUCAUCUGAUCACAGUGCAUGCCAUCUAAACGCGACCUCAUGUUCAACCUCUUGUGAACGGAUAUACCCGACCAAACUGUUUGUCACCAGAAUUGCAUUCCUUAUUUUUUUAUAUAUUUAGGCAACAAGAAAAUUCCAGAUAUAUAUUUUUUAUUUUUCACCUGUUAUUAUUCUGUGUGUUGUUCAGUUCCCACUUGGUCCUUGUUUAUUAUGUUUUUUAUUCAUUUUAUUUAAGCUGUGACAAAAAUAUCUCUAUUGGAGGCCUACAAAAGAAUUAACACUGUUAAUGAUAUUCAAAUGGAAAUAAAUCCAAUGUGAAAAGUGUGAAUUCUAUCUGUUGUCACAGUCAGCUGUGUCAAACAACAAAUUUGUUUACAUAUUUUAUUACAUGAUAGCUGUUGUACUUUGUAGUUCGAUAUUGUAUAUAACAUUUGAGUUGUAUUUUUUUUUAGUAAUCUUAUUGUACAGAUUGAUCAUUUGGUUUAUCACUGUAUUUCAUUAAGAAAAUUAAAAGUUAUUUGACAUGAAGAAAGAACGGAGCAACAAAACUAUGUAAAGAUUUUAUAAAGCCGGGGGAGAGAAAAACUUCUUGACUCUGAACUGGCGAUGAGACCUUCCCGCUGACAUUUCUAAGGCGCAUGAAUAUUUGACCCCUAGAAGUUGUCAUUCAAAUGUAAACAGACCUUCUCGACUGAAUUGGGGGUGUCAUUAUUCUGAAUUACAUUUGUUAUUAUUUUUUUUUUAAAGAUAAAAUAUAAUGAAGAGGUCAAGGUGGGUGCCCACACGCAGUUCAGACAAACAGAAAUGCCGUGUGACUUUACGUGUGUGUCGUCACAGACGUUUCUCGUCUUGUGAAACAAUUCCCUUCUGUUUUUAUCUGUAAUGUGUUUCAUUUGAUUUACUGCCCAUACUGUGUGUAUUGUUUUUUUGUGCAAUCUCAUUUUAAUUUCAUCCUUUUGGUCAAUUUGUGCUGAUUGUUAGUGGACUUUUUAUUAUUCAUUUAUUCAUUUAUUAGUUGUUUUUUAUCCAAAUGCAAGUGUGUAUAUUUAUUUAAUUCCUUGUUACUGCUUUUAUGUCAUUGGUUAUUAAUUUUGCUUCUACAAUCCAGGUUUUUUUUUGCUUAGCAAUAAAAUGUUCUUCCCAAAGUUUUCAAUGUUA
This is a messenger RNA of Conger conger (European conger), 7683 nucleotides long. RefSeq names its product neurexin-3a-like. The transcript is spliced from 23 exons. NCBI's taxonomy places the organism in Eukaryota, Metazoa, Chordata, Actinopteri, Anguilliformes, Congridae. The coding region runs from base 739 to 5847 and encodes 1702 amino acids. The record is from RefSeq and is a predicted model, not a curated record.